CCCUAACGUUAGACAAAACCAAGAAAACCGCACUUCUUACCUCAACCUUGUACAAAUUUGUUCAAGAAUGCGAUCUCAGCUUCGAAAAUGAAGCUAAUCUCAGCGGCUUUAAGUUUCUUCACAAAAAUGCUUUUAUCUCUUCGCAGUCUCUUCCACAUCAACCGCAGAAUCCCUGUCUGUUUCCGAGUAAGCCACCCUUUUCCUCUCUUUCAAAACUCUCGACCGCUCAACUUUUUCCCACCUUCAAAUAACUCUAUUAUUGUUUGCCCUUUUGUUUUAUUCACUAAUUUUUUCUACAUGAUAAAGUUCCCAUUUGGGACAAAAUGUAAUAGUAAUACCCAUAUUUUCCUAGAUGAUUUUAAUAGGGAAUCCAUGCGUAAAAUCAUUCAACAAGACCAGUGGAAUGACCCAAAGAUUGCAACUUUGUUUGAUUCAAGCUUGUCACCCAUUUGGGUUUCUAAGAUUUUGGUUGGUUUAAAGCAGGAGCCUAAAUUGGCAUUGAAAUUCUUCAGAUGGGCGAAAACCCAUAAAGGGUUCGGCCAUACAAGUGAAUCUUAUUGUAUAUUAGUUCACAUUUUGUUUUAUGGUAGAAUGUAUUCUGAUGCUAGUGCUAUCCUUAAGGAAUUCAUUUUGUUGAGACAGAGGGUAGUCUUGCCGGGUUGUGAUUUUUUUGAUGUUUUGUGGUCUACAAGGAAUGUUUGCCGAUAUGGAUUUGGGGUGUUUGAUGCUUUGUUUAGUGUUUUGGUUGAUUUGGGAAUGCUUGAGGAGGCUAGCCAAUGUUUUUCAAAAAUGAAGAGGUACAGGGUUUUGCCUAAAGUUCGUUCUUGUAAUGCUCUUUUGCAUAGGCUUUCUAAGGCAGGGAGGAGGGAUCAAUCUAGGAGGUUUUUUGAGGAAAUGAUUGGGGCUGGGGUUGCUCCAUCAGUAUUCACAUACAAUAUACUGAUAGAUUAUAUGUGUAAAGAAGGGGAAUUGGAUACUGCAAGAAUGUUAUUUGGACAAAUGAAACAGACUGGCUUAACUCCGGAUAUUGUCACAUAUAACUCCCUUAUUGAUGGAUAUGGAAAGGUUGGAUUAUUGGAUGAAAUGAUUUUCUUAUUUGAAGAGAUGAAGAGUGUAGAGUGUGCGCCUGAUAUAAUUACAUACAAUGCCUUAAUAAACUGUUUUUGCAAAUUUCAGAGGAUGCUUCAGGCUUUUGAGUUUUUUCGUGAAAUGAGGAAUAAGGGGUUGAAACCAAAUGUUGUAACUUAUAGCACAUUAAUUGAUGCUUUUUGCAAGGAAGGGAUGAUGCAACAAGGGAUUAAAUUUUUAGUUGAUAUGAGACGGGUUGGUCUUUUACCUAAUGCGUUCACAUAUACUUCUUUAAUUGAUGCAAAUUGUAAAGCUGGCAGUCUAACCGAAGCAUUGAAGCUAGCUAAUGAGAUGUUGCAGGAAAAUGUUGACUUGAACAUUGUUACAUAUACAACUAUAAUUGAUGGCCUUUGUGAAGCAGGGCAAACAAAGGAAGCAGAGGAAAUUUUUAGGGCAAUGCUGAAAGCUGGAUUAACACCUAAUGUGCACAUUUAUACUGCCCUUGCUCAUGGCUACAUGAAAGUUAAAAAGAUGGAGCAUGCCUUGAAUCUAUUGAAAGAAAUGAAGGAGAUAAGCAUUAAACCUGAUCUGUUGCUGUAUGGAACUAUCAUUUGGGGCCUAUGCAAUCAGGAUAAGAUUGAAGAAACUAAAGUUGUCAUGAGUGAAAUGAAGGAAUCCAGACUGAGUUCAAACCCUGUCAUAUACACUACAGUCAUGGAUUCUUAUUUUAAGGCUGGUAAAACCACCGAGGCAUUGAAUCUGCUAGAAGAAAUGUGGGACCUGGGCAUUGAAGUUACAGUUGUGACUUUUUGUGUAUUGGUUGAUGGUUUGUGCAAAACAGGAUUGGUCCUGGAGGCAAUUAAUUAUUUCAAUAGAAUGCCAGAGUUCAAUUUGCAACCUAACGUCGCAGUUUAUACGGUAUUAAUUGAUGGCCUUUGUAAGAAUAAUUUCGUUCAAGCAGCCAAAAAUAUGUUUGAUGAUAUGCUAAGCAAAAAUUUGGUUCCAGAUAAAACUGCUUACACUGCUUUGAUAGAUGGGAAUUUAAAGCAUGGAAAUUUUCAAGUAGCUUUGAAUUUGCGGAAUGAAAUGAUUGAAAUGGGCAUGGAGCUUGAUUUGCCGGGUUACACUUCCCUUGUUUGGGGUUUAUGCCAAUGUGGUCAGUUACAGCAAGCAAGAAAAUUUCUGGAUGAGAUGAUCAGGAAGCAUAUCCUUCCUGAUGAGAUUCUUUGCAUUGGUGUAUUAAGGAAGUGCUAUGAGCUAGGACAUGUUGAUGAAGCCAUUGAAUUGCAAAAUGAAAUGGCUAAGAGGGGUUUAAUCACUAGGCCCAUCCAUUAUGCAGUUCCAAGUGUACAGCCAUGAGGUCUAAUUGUUUAGUCAUCCACAAUUUAGUCAAGCUGUGUGGAAAAUCUGAAUCAGAGGGCAGAGAUCUGCCAUGAUAAAGGAUAAGAGCCUGAGGUAUACCUUGUAGUGAGGAUGCAAACAUAUAUGAGCAGGUUCAUUGAUAAAGGAUGCUUCGAAAGGUCAUUAUUUUAGUGAUGCAAAAUCUGCCACCAGAACAGGUCUCAUUUUGGAGUAAAUUGAACUUUUGGUGCAUCAUGCUUGCCAGAUCAAGUCUUCUAUACUGAUGUCAAGCCUGAAGGCUGACAUGUGAAUCAGAUGGGUUCUGCAGUCCAUUGACGAUAAUGCUUCUUCAGUUCAGCGCAUUGGAGGUGGCCCGAGGGUGUUCCGGUGUGUCUGUAUAUGGGGGAGUAUUGCUGGGAGAGAACCUCCACCGGAUAACAGAAGUCAGGUGCAGGGUGUUCAGCAGGGGCGCACAGCACAGGCCCCUGGGCGAGCCGGCCCGCACAGAGCCAGGCAGACUGCGUGCGGGUAGCCCAGGCGUGCCAGCUCGCACAGCAGGGUGCGCGGCACGCAGGCCAGCACAGCAUGGGCGCGUGGUACGCAGGCCCGGGGCUAGCUAGCCCGCAUAGCAGGGGUGCGUGGUAUGCAAGCCUGCACAGCUGGGGCGCGCGGUAUGCAGGCCCGCACAGCACCCAAACAGACUGCCUGCGCGCGGUCCAAACCCACCAGUAGGCCCAAAAGAUGACACCGGCCUACUACACCAACUCUUUUAAUGGCCUGAGCUGCUGGAAUUUUGACUUCCCUCCAAAAAAUGUCUUGUCACUUUUUUGGAGGGAAAAUUAGCUAUAAAUAGCCCUUGUAAAUUGUGUAAAGUAGAACACUUAAUACAUAUUCAGAUUUUUCACUCUCAAAAACUCUCCAGCACUCUCUUCUCUUCUCUCUACUUCACUCUUCUACAAGUGUGCUUGUUGGCUUGAGGCCUACUGAUUUGCGCGUGCAUACUGUUUGGAAACUGUGUGCGUGUGCGUGUGCCAGCUGACCGGAAAGCAGUGUGCUGCGUGUGGGUGUGUUGAGUGCUUGCUGGGCGAGUGCUGAGUACCAAGGUGGGUUUAUUUGCAUUGCAUCUGCAUAUUGUGUUGUUUCUUGGUCCUUGUGACCUUGAAAAUCAGCUGAUAGGCAUAACUUAGGCUGACUUGGAUUCCGAUAUCGGGAUAAGGGUCGAAUCCAAGGUCGCACGGUUGGGUGAUCUGAAGAACCGUCCCGUGACACAUGCUCCUGGUAGAGCUCCCAGUCUGAUUUUACAUAAUUUCAUAUAUGUCACAGGAAGAAACUUUUAUGAAUUUUUCUUUUAUCUUAUGUUGAAAUGUAAGUAGUUUGAUGAGAGUUUGUUGUUUUAGAACGUCAAGGCCUCUUUCAUCAUUUAAGACAUCUUUUUCUCCAUUAGCAGUAAGAGUUGCUUUUCAGCUGAUCUGUAUCAUGCUUGCUACCAUUGGUUUCAUUUUAUUAAGUUCUUGUCGACAUUGUGUAGGUGAAACUGGAGGUUGAUUCUGAGAGAGCAUACAGUCUUGUAGUCUGUUUGUCAGAGCAGAUAGACAGACUAAGAGCAGAUGAUGCUGUUCUCUUUAUCAGGAAUGAAUGAACAAUAUUCCUUCAUUAUAAUCACUUUGGUUCAAAGCUCCGGCAUUAUGUGCACAAUGGAGACACCCGAGGAGAAAGCUGCCUGCUCGGUAGUUGAUUCCACCGGGAUGAUUUCAGGGGCCUUCUGCUUUGAGCCAUUGAGGACAUCAUACGAAAUUAAAUCACCAAGAUGAUUUAUAUCAUUGUUUGGAAAUUCUUUUGGAUUUGUAUUCUUUACAUAGUUAUGCCAAAUUACAUUUUAAGUUGUAUUUAGUUCCAGAUAAGUGUGAAUGUGCUUCAAAAUAGAGUAAAAUUCCACAUUUUAUGGGUUUUUUUUUUUUUUGUAUCAGAAUAUUUUGUUUGGUUCAAUAUGGGAAAUCCUCUAGUUAAUUAAAUAAGAUUUACCAUUA
This is a messenger RNA of Theobroma umbraticum, 4436 nucleotides long. Its product is annotated as Tetratricopeptide repeat (TPR)-like superfamily protein. Gene Ontology annotation, cellular component: mitochondrion. The record is from RefSeq and is a predicted model, not a curated record. NCBI's taxonomy places the organism in Eukaryota, Viridiplantae, Streptophyta, Magnoliopsida, Malvales, Malvaceae. Gene Ontology annotation, molecular function: mRNA binding; protein binding. Gene Ontology annotation, biological process: mitochondrion organization; RNA processing.